Messenger RNA from Paramecium tetraurelia, 2402 nucleotides. RefSeq lists its product as uncharacterized. Gene Ontology annotation, biological process: glutaminyl-tRNA aminoacylation; translation. The transcript is spliced from 5 exons. The record is from RefSeq and is a predicted model, not a curated record. Gene Ontology annotation, cellular component: cytoplasm; cytosol. Lineage: Eukaryota; Ciliophora; Oligohymenophorea; Peniculida; Parameciidae. Gene Ontology annotation, molecular function: glutamine-tRNA ligase activity; ATP binding.
AUGGAAGAAGCUUAAACACGACUUUAGAAGAUUGGACUUGAUGAAACAACAAUCAAGAACACCAUCAAAGGAAAAAAUGCAUUGAAAUCAAUUCUUUAGACUCUUGAUUUGGUUGGGGUUUAGGAAUGUGAUAAGAAAAUUGGAAAUUUAUUAUAUGAGAUGUCCUAAAAUCUAACAGAGGCCCUUGACAAUAGAAGAGCUCUUUUGGCUAAAUAUAUAGUUGAAGGAAAGAUUACCAACAAAUUGCAGUUGGAAGGCGGUAUAGAAUACUUAAGAACACACACUCAUUUGGAAUAAAUUCCUGCCCAAGACUUUGAGAAGGCAGCUGGUGUAGGAAUAGUCGUGACUCCAGAAUAAAUAAAAAACACAGUGGCUGAAUUUCUUCAGUCUAAAAAGGACUUGAAGACUAUCCGAUAUACUUAUAAUUUUUCUGAAUACACAAAGUAAGUAAGAUCACUCCUACCCUUUGCCGAAGGAAAGUUAUUGACCUAAGAACUCAAUCAACAAAUAGAAGCUAUACUUGGACCUAAGACCGAGGAAGAUUUGAAGGCAGCCAAAACACAAGUGAAGAAGCCAUAAUAAUAAUAAUAACAAUAACAAUAAUAAUAAGAAGUUUAAUAGUAAGUGGAGGAGGAAGAUGAUUGCAAAUUCGAUAUCUCAAAGUUAGUCGCAAGAGAUCUUGCCACCACUGUUAAUAGUGAAUAACUAUUGAAUUGGAGAAAGUAGAAUUUCCCUUACGAAGUCUUAACACGAUUCCCCCCCGAACCAAAUGGUUACUUGCACAUUGGUCAUGCCAAAUCAAUCAAUUUCAACUUUAGAUUGGCUUAACACUACAAAGGAGUCACUUAUCUGAGAUUUGAUGAUACCAAUCCAGAAAAGGAAUGCCAAGAAUUUAUAGAUAAUAUCAAAGAGAACUUAAGAUUCCUUGGAUACACUCCUUUCAAGACUACUCAUGCAUCAGACAACUUCGGUAAACUCUAUGAUUACGCUGUCUAAUUGAUUCAAAAAGGAAAGGCCUAUUGUUGUUUCUUAACCAAAGAAGAAUCUUCCAAAUUAAGAACUGAUCUUAAGCCUUCCCCUUACAGAGAAACCCAACCAGCUGAAAAUUUGGAAAUCUUCAGAAAAAUGAAAUUGGGUUACUACAAAGAGAACGAGGUUUGUUUGAGAGCCAAGAUUGAUCCAACUCAUCCUAAUCCCACUCUUAGAGACCCAGCCAUAUUCAGAAUCAGAUUCACUCCUCAUCCCCAUCAAGGAGAUAAAUGGUGCAUCUAUCCUCUCUAUGACUUCACUCAUUGCAUCUGCGAUUCCAUUGAGGGUAUCACCCAUUCUUGCUGCACACUUGAAUUCGAAGUUAGAAGAGACCUCUAUUAUUGGUUCUUGAAAGAAUUAGAUCUUUACAGACCCUUCGUCUGGGAAUUCUCCAGAUUGAAUGUCUCCAACACUGUAUUAAGUAAGAGAAAACUUCAUCAUUUGGUCUUUAACAACAUUGUCGAUGGUUGGGAUGAUCCUAGAAUCUUGACCCUCAACGGUCUUAGAAGAAGAGGAUAUACAGCUGAUUCCAUCAACAAAUUCUGCGAUCUCAUCAGUGUUACUAGAAAAGGUAAUGAAAAUUUCAUCGGCAUGCAUGUCCUUGAAAGUUGCAUCAGAAAAGACUUAGACAUCAAGGCUCCAAGAACCAUGGCUAUCUUAGAACCAAUCGUAGCCAUUAUUGACAACGUCGCAGAGGACUUCUCAGAAGAGUUAGAGGUUGCCAUCAUCCCAAGAAAUCCAUAAAAGGGUAACAGAAAGAUCCUUUUGACUAAAUAAAUCUAUUUGGACAAGAACGAUGUCAGAACUGAAGACCAUCCUGACUUCUGGGGUGUUGCUCCUGGUAAGAUCAUUGGACUCAAAUAAUGUGGACCUUUCAAAGUUCUCAGCGUCACUGCCAAUGAAGUCCACCUAGAACGACUAGGAAAGGACGUCAAACCUAAAGGAUUUUUACAUUGGUUGUCUGUUAAAGAGGCCACUCCUUGUGUUGCUAGAUUGUAUGAUUACUUGUUCGAAGCCUACGACCCCAAUGAAUUAGAUGAUUACAUUAAAGGAAUCAAUCCAAAUUCAAAGAUAGUUUGCCCUAAUGCCUUUAUGCACAAGGAUCUCUUGAAUUCCAAACCAGAAGACAAGGUCUAAUUUGAAAGAUUGGGCUAUUUCAACUUGGACUUCGACUCAAAGGACGGAAAAUUCAUCUGGAAUAGAACUGUUACUCUUUAGGAGAAGGACAAGAUCAAGGCCAUUGCUUAAGUUGAUGGCAAGUAAGUUUAGAAAAAGGAUGUUCCUUAAUAAAAAAAGGAUGCCUCCAAAAAAGAAGCCAAGAAGGAAUGAUAAAAUAUACACAUACAAAUAAAAAUUUGUUUAAUUAAUUUAAA